UUCGAUGUACAGUUAAUGGCAUGCUACAAUGCAAGCAAUGACUUUAUAUUUCUUUCUACACUUGUGACGCGGCAUCGGUAUAUUCGUAUAUAAAUUAAACGCCACGAGUCGUCGAGACGAAAGAGAGCUGUCUUUACAAAAGUGUUUUACACGUGUUGUUCGCGUACAAUACAUUUUCUCGUACAGUAUAAAAUUACUUUCCUGUUUACACACUCACGAAAUAUUACAAUCUUACUGUAUUACACGGUACAAUUACUAGUAUAUUACAGACAUUCGAGCGCCUUACGAUAAUAAAAAUUCAAUGAAAGAAACACAUGUUGAAGAGUUGCUAAUUACAAGUGCAUGUCGAGUAAUACCGCUAUUAUACAUCGUUAAGGAAAUCCGACGAUAAACAGUCACGUACGAUCGGAGGAAAACCGAUUAUGUAGAAACAUUAAGUAAAUCCAGCGUAACAUUAUUUAAAGUUAUAGAAUUUAGCUUAAUAAUUCACACAGGGAAAAAUAAUAUUGAUCGUUUCCCCUAGCACCACCACACAAACAAUCACUAAAACUAUAAAUUAUAUAGCGAUAAAUUAAUCGUUCCAUUCUAUUACAAAGUAAGUAAUAUGUUUCAAGGAUGUCACCGUUUGGACUCAAUACUAUUGAAUACUAUCACGAAUAAUAAAUAAAAUUACAUACGAAACAUUGCUAUGAAACAAAGUUGAAAUAUCGAUUGCGUACACAAAAUAUCAAUUUCGUUACAGAAAUGUUCUUUUCCCACUUUAAAUUAAGAACAUGUAACCCGUCGAUAUUCUAAACUAAUACAAAAUUCAAUUUGGACGGGGAAUCUUUUGGCACAUACUGGUCCAUAGCAUAAUGGCACUUUCCGAAGCCACUUUCUCAGAAGUGGAUAAAUCAAUCGUAUUGAUAUUUUGUUUUCUAGAGUUGUUCUACUAUGUCAUGAUCGUUCUUGUAAGACGUUUGUUUGAUACUAUUUUUUUGAGAAUGCUUCGUCUUUUUUAAUUCCUUAGCGAAGUACAUUAUCGUCGUUUUAAGUCCUUCGGCUAGAGGAACCUUCGGUUCCCAAUUCAAAUACUUCUUAGCUCUACUAAUAUCGGGUCUCCUUCGUUGUGGAUCAUCUUCGACUGCGGCAAGUUCGACUAUCUUACUAUUAGUACCAACUAGUUCCUUUAUUAUAAGGGCGAAUUCUUCUAUUGUAUGCUCGACAGGAUUUCCAAUGUUUAUUGGUUGAGUAUAAUUAGACGCCAUUAAGGCAACUAAUCCAUCGACUAAAUCAGAUACGUAUUGAAAAGAUCGCGUCUGUUUCCCACUGCCAUAUAUCGUAAUUGAAUCAUUCUGUAAUGCCUGCAGAAUAAAAUUCGAAACUACACGACCGUCGUUCAUAUGCAUCCUUGGCCCAAAUGUAUUAAAAAUUCGAGCAACGCGCACCGAGACACCCUCUUGUCUCAUGUACGCGUAGCUUAAUGUUUCCGCUACACGUUUCCCUUCGUCGUAACAAGCUCUUGGACCUAUAGGAUUCACAUGGCCCCAGUAAGUCUCUGACUGAGGAUGCUCAUUAGGAUCUCCAUAAACCUCGGAUGUACUAGCUAUUAAAACUCUUGCUCCUACCCUUUUUGCAAGACCUGAUAUAUUUAUUGUACCUAACGUAUUUGUUUUUAUUGUUUUGACUGGAUUAAGCAUAUAAUGUGGUGGACUAGCUGGGCUAGCAAGAUGAUAUAUCUCAUCAACCUCUAGGUAAAGAGGUCUGACAAUGUCAUGGUGAACAAGUUCAAAGUUCUCAUGGCCAACCCAAUGUUCAACAUUACGCUUUCUUCCAGUAAAAAAGUUAUCUACAACUAUUACUUCGUGGCCAGCAAGCAUUAAACGGUCAACCAAAUGUGACCCAACGAAGCCUGCACCGCCUGUGACCAAUAUCCUUUUUCGGUUUUUAUAGUUCAGGAAUUUGACCGUUGGGAAAUCUUUCGACACCUUGUUCUCAAUCUUGGCUUCAAGAUGUUGCAAUUUACCCUCUAAUUCACGAAUCCGUAUUUUUGCUUCUUCGAUAUUUUUGAUAUCCGUGUAACGUACAUUGUCGUCAGUCUCUUGAACUUUUUCAUUGACAGAGUCAAUCUCGUUUAUAUCCCCUAAGCGAGAUUUCCGAUCUCUCGGAUGUAGUCGGGUAAAAGAUUGUUCAUCUUCUGGAUUGACUAACGUUUUGUAAAAUCCUAACACUAAUAUUAUACAAAUCACGGAAAAGGCAACCUGUUUCAUCUUUCGUGGCGUGACGACCAUGCUUCAACAUUGCACGUGUCAUUGAAGAUUUACUUUAUAUUUCCCAUGAACUUGUCAUAGAUUAACAUUAUAGCAUCACACGAUAAGAAGAAGAGCGUUCGAUUCCAACAUGUUAUUUUCUGGUUUUUAUGAUAGGACAUAACCUCUUACAUCAUCACUGUUUAUCGUGAAAUUCACAAUACUUCAAACACUGUUUUACUUAAUUAUUGAUGUAAUGUUGGUGCUGCUAUCUGAGCACCCUGACGCAAACGUUUCACAAAUUUUGUUUCUUAUUGUCUGUUUGGUCUGAUGUAUCGUGGGCCGAUAACUUAACCUCAAAAUUUUCAGUGGACACUCACGCAGGCGCAGAUGCUGUUUUUUGAUUGAUAUAUAAGGCUGUGGCAGUACAAAGGAAACAUCUCAAGUAGUUUUUCUGGAGUCACAGUGGCAGUGGCAUUUGAAAUAUGGCAGAGGUCAUUGAUUGCAAUUUUCCUGUUUGGGGCCUUUUACCUAAAAAAGAGACUGGUGUCACUCAAUUUCUUACCAAAUAUCCCGAAUACGAUGGCCGAGGAGUUAUCAUUGCAAUUUUCGAUUCAGGGAUUGAUCCUGGGGCUCCUGGUAUGCAGGAAACUUCAGAUGGAAAACCAAAAAUUAUUGAAAGAUAUGACUGUAGUGGAGCUGGAGAUGUAGAUACUAGUAAAGUUGUGCAAGCACCUGAUGGAUAUAUAACAGGAAUAAGUGGUCGUAAAUUAAAGGUUCCAUCGAGUUGGAAAAAUCCCACUGGACAUUAUCAUAUUGGAGUAAAGAAUUUGUAUUCACUGUAUCCAGGAAAGUUAAGAGAAAGAGUAUUAAUAGAAAGAAAAAAACGAUUAUGGGACACAUGUCAAAAAUCUGCACUUGCAGAAGCAUCUAGACAACUACAAGAAUUUGAAGUAAAGAAUCCACAAUUAAACAGUUUAAAAGAAAGACUAGAAAAGGAAGAGCUUGAAACUAGGGUUGAAAUAUUAAAUAAUAUAGAAAAAAAAUACUCCGACGUAGGACCUACAUAUGACUGUGUUGUUUUUCAUGAUGGUGAAGUUUGGAGAGCAUGCAUUGACACUUCUGAACAAGGUAACUUGGAAGCUGGUGUCCUUUUAGGAGAAUACACUUUGACAAGAGAAUAUGCACCUCUUAUACCUGAAGAUCAAUUAAAUAUUAGUAUUAAUGUUCACGAUGAUGGAAAUACAUUAGAAAUUGUUACAAGUCACGGUACACACGUAGCUUCAAUUGCAGCAGCAUAUUUUCCUGAUAAUCCUGAAUCAAAUGGUGUAGCGCCUGGUGCUCAAAUUAUUUCAUUAAGUGUGGGAGAUGGCCGCAUCGGUACAAUGGAAACAGGAACUGCCGUAGUACGUGCAAUGAUACAUGUAAUGAAACACAAAGAGAAAAUACACAUAAUAAACAUGAGUUAUGGAGAACAUGCUCACUGGUCUAACACGGGAAGAAUAGGAGAAUUAAUGAAUGAAGUUAUCGAUAAACAUGGUGUAACGUGGGUAGCGUCUGCUGGUAAUCUCGGACCUGCUUUAUGCACUAUUGGGACACCGCCAGAUAUCAGUACCAACAGUGUAAUUAGUGUUGGUGCUUAUGUGUCUCCUGACAUGAUGGUAGCUGAAUAUUCUUUAAGAGAAAAAAUGCCGGGCAUGUCAUACACGUGGUCAUCUCGAGGUCCAAUGAUUGAUGGUGGAGCUGGAAUUACUGUAUGCGCUCCAGGAGGAGCUAUAACUAGUGUCCCUAAUUUUACAUUAAGAAAAAGUCAACUCAUGAACGGCACGAGCAUGGCUGCCCCUCAUGUUACUGGAGCUAUUGCAAUACUUAUAUCAGGACUUCUUGCAAAAGGUUGUCCUUUUUCACCAUAUAGUAUAAAAAGAGCGCUUGAAAACACAGCUUUAUAUAUACAAAACCUAGAUUCUUUUGCACAAGGUUCAGGAUUAUUACAAGUUGAACGUGCGUUCGAUAAUCUUCUUACUUAUAAUGAUGUACCUGAAAGGGAUGUAAGAUUUACCAUUAACUGUGGUCCAAAUAACGCCAAAGGAAUUCACAUGAGAAACGGUGUCAUUGAUCGAUCAAAAGAUUAUGCCAUUACUGUCGAACCUGUAUUCCUUAAUAGCGAAAAUACUGACCCAGCACGCAAAAUUGCUUUCAAUUUGAAAUUAACUUUGGUAUGCGAUGCAUCUUGGGUACAUUUUCCAACGCAUCUUGAUUUAAUGAAUAUGGUUCGUGCAUUUGCUAUCAAAGUUGAUGGCUUUAAUUUACCCGAAGGUGUCCAUACAACUAGCGUGCGAGCAUAUGAUGUAACAGAUAUUGCAAAAGGACCAGUGUUCCAAAUACCAAUAACUAUAGUGCAACCACAAACACUGCCAAAAACUGCGAUCCUUCCAGACUUAGCGUAUACAAAUAUUUUAUUUAAACCAAAUACAAUCCGUCGACAUUUUAUUCUUGUUCCUGAAGAUGCAACAUGGGCGGUGGUUAGAUUGAAGAGCACAGAAAAAGAUAAAACUGGAAGAUUUGUGAUUCAUAGCGUUCAACUGAAACCACGUUUAUCCUGUAAAACUCUAGAAGUUAAUAAGUUGUUCACUGUUACUUCUCAGUCAGAAAUUGUCCAUCCAUUUGCUGUUCAGGGAGGAUUGAUCUUAGAAGUGGUUAUUGCAAAAUAUUGGGCAAACAUAGGUGACAUGUUAGUCGAUUAUUACAUAGAAUUUCAUGGUAUCCAUAUGAUAAAUGGAAAUCUUACAAUGCAAUCUGGCGAUGGAAUAAAUCGCUUAGAAGUACGAAGUUCUCUCAGGAAUGAAGAAGUAGUACCCAAUAUUUGUCUUAAAUCAUCCGUACAAGUAUUGAAACCCACUGACGCAAAAAUUGCUCCUUUACGAGAACGAGAUAUUAUUCCGCCUUCACGACAAAUUUAUGAAUUGCAAUUAACGUAUACGUUCCACUGCGCAAAAGCAACUGAAGUAACUCCAAAUGCUGCAUUGCUCAGCGAUUUAUUAUAUGAAAGCGAAUAUGAAAGUCAAAUGUGGAUGAUUUAUGAUACUAAUAAACAACUCAUUUGUUGUGGAGACGCAUACCCAUCCAAAUAUGCUAAUCAAAAAUUAGAAAAAGGCGAUUAUACUUUAAAAAUGCAUGUACGUCAUGAAAAGAAAGAUUUACUCGAUAGAUUAACGGAAAUGCCGUUCCUUUUAAGUCACAAGCUAAAUAAUCCAAUUAAUCUGGAUGUAUAUGCCAGUCAGUCACAAGCUAUUAUUGGUGGCAAGAAAAUGAUAGCAGCUUCAGUUCCACCCGGUCAUAUUCUUCCUUUAUAUGUUGCUCCUCUGACUAAUGAAAACAAAGUUUCCAAAAGUACUGCCUUAGGAAGUGGUAGUUACUUACAGGGUUCAUUAACCUUCUGCAAAGAUGAUAAUGGGAAAAAAGUGGAUUGUCACACGUUUAAGUAUAUUUUAUCUGAACCAACCAAAAAAUCUAGUAGCAGCAGUAGUAGCAAUAGCCCUUACAAUUCAUCAAAGGAGAAGACUACCAAAUGGGAUGAAUACAAUGAAGCACUUAGAGAUUUCAAAUGCAGUUGGCUUACGAAGCUGGAACCUGGAGAAUAUGCAAAUCUACUUUAUGGAGAGUUAAAGAAUCUCUUCUCUGAUCAUUUGCCCGUCCACACUGCCAUGCUAAUUUCUUUGGACUCACCUGAAGCUCGACGUCAUGUACCACAUGAUGAUAUCUCAGAAGAAUCUGUUUCUCUGGCAAAUCAAAUAAUAACUGUCGCAGAUGCUGUGAUUACAAAUAUUGAUCAAGAUAAACUCUUGGCGUAUUAUGGAUUAAAGAGUGAUCAACGCGAUGAUGCAGCAAAGAUUAGAACAACUAUGGAAAAACAGAAGUUUAGCUUGAUAAAAGCAUUAGUAAAGAAAGGAUGUGCAUUAGCGCGAUUGUAUGUACACAGUAUGAAAAAAGGAGAAGGAGAUCGUCAAUCAUAUGAACAUUUAUUAGAGAGUGUAACACAUCAUUGGCAAGAAAUAAUUAAUCUCUCAUUAUGGCAUGCCCAUAUUAAUAAUCAUUAUGGCCGCUAUUUGAAAUUAUUAUUGCGUUAUUAUGAAGAACAUCCAUUAAAAGAAGUUGAUGAAAAAUGUAUAGAACUUGCAAACAUCUUAGGAUGGGAACACUUGUCACGUCACAUUAACACAAGUAUACCAUCGCGUUAUCCUCCUUCAUACAGAUCGUUUUGAUUAACGGUAACUGAUAUUUAUUUGAUUUUAACUUUAAAAUUAGUUGUGACAUAUAAUAAAGUACACAUCUUUUUUUAGAUAUAAUAAGAUCAAUUUGAUAUUCUGACAAUGGAAACUAAUCAUGGCAAACAGUUUCCAAUGCAUCUUUAUGGUAGAAAUAUCUCUGCCAAAGUUAUUCAGGUGUAUUAUACACUUAGAAAAAUAUAAUUUUAUUCACAUUUAUAAAAAAAAGUACUAAAAAAUGAUUCUAGAAAAAUAUUUUAAUUUUUGACUAUAACAAAUUAAAUAAUAUUAAUUUUUACAAUGUAUGAUUUAUUUUAUGGAAAUCGUAUCUCGCUUAAUUAAUUUUAACAAAUCACGAAAUAAGAUAAUAAUAAUAUGACAUAUGUACUAAGAAAAAUUUGAAUACAUUGCUGAUUUUUAUGCAUUAAUGACAAUGUUAAAAAAGUAUGACAAUAUGUGUAUGUAUGCUUGCACAGAAAAGAUAUAUCAUUAAAAGUAUCAUUGUUUUAAUAGUGCAUUUUAAUGGCGUUUAACAUUUCAAAAGAGAAAGAAGCGCCAGAAUAUCAUGGAAACUGUUAUCAAUUUAGAAAUUAAAAUUUUUGAAUGAUAAUGUGUUGUUUGAAAAUAUUCAUUUUAACUAAUAUAAUCUUUAUCAUUUAAAAUCAUUUAGGUUUUUCCAUUUUCACUAUAUAUUAAAUGUAAAUAUAUAUACAUAUUAUACAUAUACAGGUAUUUUCUUUAUAUUCAUAAUAUAA
Messenger RNA from Heterotrigona itama, 7248 nucleotides. The record is from the annotation of a GenBank genome assembly. Lineage: Eukaryota; Metazoa; Arthropoda; Insecta; Hymenoptera; Apidae.